UGAAGGCUGAUGAAAUUGACAUCAUUUAUGAGAAACAAGAGGAGCCGCAAUCUUUUGUUUUGUUUUGUUUUGAUGUUGAUUGCACCACAUUUCCUCACCUAAGUUAUCAACGGUAUAUUCUAUGAUCUUCCCAUUUUGUGCAGAAGUUUUAAGGUUGUGGAGCUAAAGUUGCGAGAAGGGUAAUACCUAGAUCAGUGCUAGCCUUGAAGUCCAGGAAUCGUGGACACCAGUCUAUUUCUCAGUUUAUCUGAUAAAAACCCAUGGACUCUGUAUAGCAAGGAGUGGCCGUGCUUAAAAUUUACGGUGAGUAGUAAAUUGAGAUCAAAGGCAACAACGUUUGCUCGUAAAAGAGAUUAUUUUCAUGUACAGCUUAUGCUAGCUUUUAAUACCUUUUGUUUGACUGCAUGGUCUUCAUUUGCAUAUCUGUUAGUGAUUUUGUUCUUAAGUAAGCUUGUUCAAAGUAAGCUUAUACCAGUUGCUUGGUGGAUUCAAAAUUGGUUUCGACCUUUCUCCAUGUAAACCUUUCCAGUGGUGCCCUGGGUUAUUGCCUAAGUUUGAUAAUGUCUCAUGUCAGCAUAAUUAUUAAAGGUAGCAAAACAUGUUCUAACAAAAUGUGGAUUUACAUGUUAUAUUGCUCACUGUGGUGAGCAUGAUAGGCUCAUAUAACUGUUUGGCUCCUUAUAGCCACUAGCUUUUGUAGUUAUUGAUCGUAUCUACCCUGUAUAAUGGUGGUCUUAAAUGUGGCUAAAUGAAAUUUAGGCUAAGUUAAAUUUGAGACAGUGCUGUAAUUUGGACAGGUUUAAAUUGACACUGGGCUACUCUGUUGUUUAUAACUUAUUUCCUUGUGUGUUUUCAAUUAAUGCAGAUCACAAACCCUCUGUCAAAGAAUGAGUGCUGCAGCAGAAACGAUAAAUGUAGAAGAGAAAUUUUCGGGGACAUCAUUAAAUAAUAAAAAAAGAGGAUCAUCACCAGAUGGUGCAGAAAACCUGUUUGCUCCAGACAGUGAAAGUGAGCUUUACCUUGAGGAAAAUGGAACUUUUAAUGGGACAGAACAUGCCAUUGAUCAAAGGGUAAGGUCUCAUGUCUAAAACCAACACACCAAAUCCAAAGCACAUCUGAUUCUGAUGUGCCUUAGUUAUGUUUGGUAUCUCUCUUUUGGACAUAGAUAUCAGGAUAUCGUUAGUAUGAACGAUGAUGAAAGAAGAAAUUUCUUGUCUUUGCAUGGUGGAUAACAUUGUAGUAUUAUCAUAAGGGAUCAAAUCAUUUGUCAAGUAGCCACUUCCAAGAGGAUGAAAACAGUGGAGAAUCAGCCUAAAAAGUGGUCAAAGAAAUUUAAAGGAAGUGGUCACUUAUGAGGGUUUCCAAGUGCUUUGCACUGGCUGGAAAAGUUUGGUAUUUUGGCUAAAUAAAGUAGUGGCGUACCAACAAAGAGAGAUGUGACUGGAGGUUCAAUUUAUUGCAGGACUGUAAUGUUUUGGAUCUGCAAGAUGAUUUCUCACUAUCUUUCCUUUUGGCUUCUUUUUUGUUCUUGUUGAUGUGCAGAUCCCAAAGUUAUGUUUGAAAAAUACAUGCAAUUAUGAAAACAUUGGUGUUAAUCAUUUAGGUGGCUCUGAUCAGCCCAAAUGAUGAACAGUUUGAUCUUUUGCUCCAUAAACUUAAAGAGAGGUUAGAAGAAGGGCACGGAGAAACUAUAUAUGAAAUUGGAGUGGGAGGUGAGUCUGUUUGGUUCCCUUGUACAUUUAUGUGAAUCAUUUUAGCUUUAUGAAUUAUUGUCAUGUCAUGCUAUUAUUGACGUAACCCUUGUUGUCAGUGAUAUUAUCACCAUCAUAAUCAUCAUAAUUACAUCAUGAUUAUCAUUAUAAUCAUCACCAUGGUGAUCAUAAUCAUCAUCAUCAUCAUCAAUGUCAUCAUCAUCAUCAUUACCAUCAAUUGAAUUCAAAUUGUUAUGGGUUAACACAUUUUUAACUCAUAAAUCCCCGUAUGGGCAAUUUUCAGGAGUUAUUGCUGUGGGAUGUGAUAUGGAAAUGAGUCACUCACUCACUUUGUGGACUCGGGUCGGUGCGUCUCUUUUAAGUGGGCAGGGGUUUCAUUAAGAAUAGCAGUAGCAGGAGAAUAGUGUAAAGUAACAGGAGAAUAUUUUUGAAAGAGCGAAGAACUUUCCCGGAAAGAGCUUGAAAACAAUCCUGGAAAUUUUGCGUUUUAAACCCUGCUGAGUUUGAUAGCAAAUUUUUAUUUCUCGUAGCUGCGGAGAAUUAUGCGUCGUAGACGGAGAAUUCUCCGAUCUCCGAUGCUUAAUGAAACCCCUGAGUGGGAACCACCUCUUGCAAAAUUUUACUUUUAUGGCAAAUUUCUAGAAAAUGUAAAAUCCCACCCAUACCUAGGAGUUGAGAUAGAUAAUAGACUUAGAUGGAAGGAUCACAAAUACUUCAUGUCAUCACAUGAAUGUUUUUUCUUUUACAAUGCAUUUACGAGUUCCUCCCAGUUUUUACUUUGAUUGGGAAUCUUAGUCUGUUGUCGGUAGGUAUAAUCAGGCCAAAAAGGCUUUUAGCCAGACAUUGAAAACUGGCCAUCCAGAAGGCAUGUUUUUCCAUCAAAUUAUAAGAGAUUAAGUGGAUUUUCCUCGUAUUUCUUCCAAAAUGAGCAUCCACAGGAUGGCUGAACACCCUUCUGGCUAAAACCCUGAGGCUAAACCUGAGUUUGUAUCAUAUCAUAGCCUCUCUCAGGGUUAUCAAUAUAGUUAUCAAUGCCCAAAACAAGUUGUUGGUUACUUUUAGUGUUUGAGUUGGGUACUGUAAAAUUUGCACUGCAAAGAAGGGUUAGAUGUAAACAGAACAACUCUUCUUUUAAUUUUUGGUAGGUAUUUUUUGUGCAGUGAUUAAUGAAAUACCGUAAACUGCCACUUUUAAGCCCUGGGCUUAAACAAGUUCGUAAGGGGUUUUGGGUGGGCUUAUAAACGGGGGAGCUUAUAUCCGGAUGGGCUUAUAAGUGGACGAAAAAAAACGUUUCGAAAUGAGCAACAGCACUGUUGAUCGACGUAUGAUUUAAAGUUAUUACUCUUACAAUAUUAUUGAAGCCUUUAAAAGGCAGCAAUUAAUCGAAUUCAGUUUAAUUUCAAAACAAAAAAACUGGAGGGGGCCUUAUAUCCGGAUGGGCUUAUAAUUGGAUGUAUUUUUUUGUUUGCAUGUAGGUGGGCCUAUAACCGGGGGGGCUUAUAAGCGGAUGGGCUUAUAAGCGGCAGUUUACGGUAUUACACAUGUUAUGGUGCAAUUUUUUUUUGGUUUCAUGUUUUUUUAUUAAACAUUACCAAAUGUUAAUUGUACCUUCCAAUAAUCUCUUCAAUGUCCAAAUUAGAUGGAACAGCUAGCGGCCUCAGUGCUGAAGAUCUCAAAGCAUCAGCAGAUUCUUUAAAGUUGCUAGCUGAAACAUGUGAUGCUGAUGUUGUCUUGCUGAGAGAGAAACCAGCAGAAGAGGGUACUGUUGCAGAGUAUUUAGUGCGAGUCAGGGCAGAUGAGAAUGAUUUCAUGGAAGUGAGGUGAGUACUUUGAUAACUAAAAUAAUGUAUUUAGUUAAAGUUCUUGUUUUCAAGACAGCAUGCAGUGGCGAACAGGCUACUCUACAAUGCGGAAAUGUGGUCUCCCACAAGGAUUCUUUAUGAACCUUGAUGGAAUUGCUGGGCCUGUACCUGUUUGAUCUGGGACAUGUUGCACUUAAGCUGGAGUAGGUGAAUUGGCAAAUCUGAGUUCUAUGGAAACCUACCUAGGAUAGGGCUGAAAACUGUUGUUUAUUGCUGCAGGACUACCUAAGAAAUCAUAAAUUGUGUUUUGUUUGGGCAAUCAUCACAUUGGAGGAUACUAGUUGAAAUGUAAACAAAUGGAAAUACUUCAUAAAGGAUAUUAAAUAAAACAAGAAGGGUGUUCAUCAGUGGCCAAUCGUGAGUGAAUGUUUGAUGCAUAGUGUCGUCAUUGGAAUUUAAGAGGAAAUGGUACCUCACUUUUUGUGGACAUUUUGAUGGAAAUGUUUGAUUUCUUACCAACAUAUAUGUUGGCCUCCAGUAUUCCAAUUCCAGUGAACAUUUAGAAUCAUUUACUUUUCAAAAGCUUACUUCACUGAGUUAAAGAAGUUACGGAAGAAUACCUGGAUCAUUUGUCUCCCUUUUAAUCAGAGUUGCAGUGGUAGGUAAUGUAGAUGCUGGCAAGAGUACCUUACUUGGAGUACUUACCCAUGGAGAACUGGACAACGGAAGAGGAAUGGCAAGACAAAGGUUGUUUCGCCACAAACAUGAAAUGGAAUCUGGCAGAACCAGCAGUGUUGGCAAUGACAUUCUUGGGUUUGACAGCAAGGGAGAUGUAGUUAACAAGCCUGAUAGUCAUGGUAAAUUUUCAAGCCAUUUGCUUGCGAAAGGGAUAGUCAUAUAAAAUGUGGCUAUGCCUCUUUUCCUUAGCAUUUGCAAAGUAGAAAACAUCUUCCAUGUAUGAAUAGCCUGAUAUAAACAUGCUUAGGUGUUGGGAGAAUUUGAAACAGUUAUGCAAACCCGAGACAAAGUCUAGCUAGAAUUCUAUCAACCCCUCAAGUGUUUAUAUCUAUGCAUACACAGUAAACAAGUUUUCUGUUGCUUUUAUAAAAUAAAUUUCCCAAGAAAAAAAAGCAAAAAUCUUUGUUUAUGGCACUGAUUAAAAGAGAAAUUCUUACCAGUCAUGAAGUGUUGUACAUGACAUGGAUAGUGAUUUAUCCAGUGGAUAGCGCUAUCCAUCUUUUGAACAACUGGAACCAGAAGUAACAAUAAAUUCAUAAUUCCUUAUUACAUUUUUGUUUUUGUCAGGUGGCGGACUUGACUGGUCCAGAAUAUGUCAAAAGUCCUCAAAGGUAUGUGUCAUAAAUAAUCCAAAAGCUUCCAAACUUGCCUAUAACCUCCUUUUCCCGAUCUGCUACUGAAGACAUCCUCAUAACCAAGCAUAUUAAUAUAAAUACGCUGUUUUUCUUUCCAGGUUAUCACAUUCAUUGAUUUGGCAGGUCAUGAAAGAUACUUAAAAACAACCAUUUUUGGCAUGACAGGACAUGUUCCAGACUUUGCAAUGUUGAUGGUAAGUACACACCUAUGCCUUGCCUGCAUUCCAUGUUCUAUCCCAACAGACUCAAUAAAUUAACGGAAAUGUGUUUCAAAUUUCCCUUCAACCUGAAUGGCAUUUUUAACAGGCCAAUCAUGGCUCGUACUCAAAUCCUGGUACACAGGUGAGGGCCUAGAAGAAGGAUUUGGGUGCUGUUCACAGACGGACUUAACCGGAAGUUACCAUUAAUUUCUGUCUGUGGCAGAGGCUAACCUAUAAAUGUACCAUGCAUGUAUAAUGUUAUUAUUUCUUUACUGAAAGGUUAAUGACAUACAUAAAAUAUUUCAGAUGAAAGAGUACAGCCAAACUCCAGUGAUACAGACACUGAGGGGGCAGUCAGUCAUGUCCAAUACUGCCGCACUCUUACGGACCGUUAAGAGCAGUUAACGGACCGUACAUUCUGCACAAACCGUCACUAUUACUCACGGUCCGUAUGCUGAGCACAUACGGAGCGUGCAUCUCAUUAUUACAUGAGAGCACAAUGCGUUACGGUUCAUUCGAUCCGUACGGUCCGAAGACUUACGUAGCCUGCAUCUCAUUAUUACAUCAGGGCACAAAGCGUUACGGUUCGUUCGAUCUGUACAGUCUGUAGACAUACGGAGCGUGCAUCUCAUCGAUCGGUACAGAUCGACACAUGGCUUAUACAGACCGUUACGGUGCGGGUGUAUUGGACAACCCUCUGAGGGGGCCAUAGAAAGUGUCUGUAUAUAAUAUUGGGCUGUCCAAAAAAUUCCAAGUCCCGGUGACAAAGCAAACUGUCCGUAAUAAUGAGAUGUCUGUAUUAAGCGGGUAUCCGUAAUGCAGGGAACAACUGUAAAUGAAGGCAUUUAGGGGUUCCCAGUCAAAGCAUAGUCAUGGCCCAAAAAGCUAGAUUUUAAACUGAAUUUCUGCAUCUAGAAAAGACCUUGUUCUUCUAGAUAUUAUUCUCCCUGGUUCGUUGGUACCUACUUCUACACCUGGGUGGGAAGAGACAACCUGGACCAUAUUUCUUUUCAUUCUAGAGAGAGUCAAGGUGAAAAAACAGAUAUGUAUUUCAACACAUCAAUGACACUUCUACAUUGCCACCCAUUUACUAAAGAGUAAGUUAUCCUCAGUGAGACUUUGACAAAGAAGUUUUUAACAAAUUCAACUGGACUCUAAAUCCAUGAUAUCAGUGUUGCUCCUCUCUGCAAUUCAAUUUUUAAAAUGCCAUCAGUUAGUAAUGUUUACUAUAUUAAAUUACAGUUUCCUUUACACUAAUUUUCCCUCAUAGAUUGGAUCAAAUGCAGGAAUUAUAGGAAUGACAAAAGGUAAGAGUGGGAACCGCCAUUUCACAUAGUCAUCCACGCCAAGCGAAGGUCUCUCCAUUUUCAAGGCAGAGGCAGAACCUUCAUUUUAUAGUUUUUAUUUAACUCCAGAGAAUUAGUCUGGCCCUGGGAGUCGAACCCUUGACCCCCCACCCUCGACAAUCAAGCACUCUACUACAGAGCUAAUCCUGCUUGCAGUUGUUAUAGUCAUAAAAAUGUCUGAAAAGCACUGUUCAAAGAUUUUUCUAAUUUUUAAUAUCAUUAAAGUGCCUUUAAAGAUUCUUGCUUUGAAUUAAAAUGAAUAUUUUCUGCAAAAGGAAUUAAAGGCAAAAGAAUGUUAUCUCUUGAAUUUUAGGGAAAACAAUGUUACCCCUCAAAUUUGACAGUUGAUUUCCCUUUCUCUCUUUUAAAAGCAAUAUUUCUUCCUCUGAAAACAAAAGGCAUUAAAUCUGUCUAUGUUGCAAAGGUUGCAGUGGGAAUUUUUUAAGGUCAUUAUAUUUUACUGAAACAAUAUUCCUUAUGAGAUCUUGGUUGGUUGUUACACAAUUUGGCCUUAUUUUGUUUAGAGCACCUUGGCCUGGCCCUUGCACUGAAUGUCCCAGUGUUUGUUGUUGUUACCAAGAUUGACAUGUGCCCUGCAAAUGUGCUACAAGAUACUAUGAAACUCCUGACCAGGAUUCUCAAAUCUCCUGGUUGCCGUAAAAUCCCUGUUAUUGUACAAAACCCUGAUGAUGUUGUUGUGUCAGCAACAAACUUUGUUUCCGAGAGGUGAGUGAAUAGCUUUUUUCAGUUUCAGUUUAUUUAUUUUGCCAGAAAAAAGUAUAGAGUCAAUCAAUAUAUUACAAAAAUGAUAGUUAAAGAUUAAAAGUGGUGUAAAUUACAUAAGUGGCAAGAGGUGAAUCAGCUAAGGAGAAAUGUUUUCAAUCUGGAUUUCAAAAGAGAGAUAGUAGCAGCACUUUGUAUAUUGUGAUUAAGUGAAUUGAAAGCUUUUGGACCCUGCAAUCUUAAACCAAAAAGUCUUAUAUUUGUUCGUGCAGGAAAUAAGUAGGAAGUAUUUGAAUUUCUGGUAUUAAAGGAAUGAAGUUGGUCACCUCGGAAAAGGUGACCACGACUGCUUAAUAGAUGUGACCACUUAAUGCAGGUCAGUUUUACAGGGAAAUGAUUUCCGGGACUUUGGUAAAUGACUGCUUGAUUCAGACGAGAUCGCUUGAUACAGGUUUGACUGCAUUCAUAAUGCAGUUGUAUCGCCUGUAAGCGACUCUUUAAAAUGCCCAUAGUUGACGGUUACUUAUAGAAAGGUGUUGUGGCUCAGUAAUGGAAGAUCAGUCACCCCAAAAAGUGGUUGCGGUCUUUUAUGAGAAAUGGUUGCUUAUCAGAGCUGCAAACUAUGAUGCUUUGACUGGGAUAAAUUUGUACUUUGUUGUUGUUGUUUUGUUUGUUGGUUGUUGUUUUUUUUAGUGAGGUGUUUUGAACAAAUGUUUCUCGCUGUUUUCCCCAGGGUGUGUCCGAUUUUUCAGAUUUCCAAUGUGACAGGAGAAAAUCUGGACUUGCUUAAGAUGUUCCUUAAUUUACUUUCUAUUCGCGCUCAUUUUAAGAGGGAUGAACCAUCUGAGUUCCAGAUCGAUGACACCUAUUCAGUUCCGGUAAGUCAGAGUGGGUUUACCUUUAAAGGAGCUGUGUCACGAAAUUCAGCCAAAUUAGGAAAUUACAAAAUGCCUGUUAAAUUAAGAAAAACAUAAAAACAACUGCUUAAAACUUUAAAGGAAGGUUAAAAUAACAUAACAGAAACAACAGAUGCCACGGAUGGGCAAAACUGAAGAAGAUUGAAACGGAUUGAAAUUAGGGUUUUUGAAAACUGUUCAGCCUAACAGUUUUUCAAAGUUGAUCCCUGCUACUUGCAACUUUAAAAAUAAUGCUCAGGAGACAUAUUUGUUUGUCUCGGAUCUCUGAUUUUGUUAUUUACAUGUAAUUUCUUUACUUACUUUAAGUUUCACAGCGAUUGAGGGCGAGCAUUGACAAAAUUAAACAAAAUGAACUGGACUGCUGUGACACAGCCCCUUUAAAUAAAAGAACUUGGUUAUCAAACUUUGUGGUUUUGUGUGCAAGUUAAAACUGUGCCGCGAAAAUAUUGCUAAAGCGUCAAAUAGUUGUAUUCACUCUGUGCAGUAAUCGAUAAACUUCGAAAGAAAGGUUGAUGCAUAUCGGUGGUAGAGUGAACCACAAGAAUUUGAUCUUAUGAACUGGGUUGAUUAUUGGCCAUCGUAAAAAAGCCGGAAUUAACGUCAACGAAGGGCCAGCGUUCGAAGUAACUUUUUAAUUCCCGUAAUGUGUGCUAAUUCUCCAAAGCAUCUCAGUUCGUGACAUUUUAAUUGUUUCAGGCUUAAGGCUAAUGGAAUCAGUCAAAAAGGUUGUUUUUGUAAUUUUCAGGGUGUUGGUACAGUGGUAUCCGGCACGUGUCUCCGAGGAACCAUUCGAUUAAAUGAUACCUUGUUACUCGGCCCAGACCCCCUAGGUCAGUUUCAGCCAAUCCAAGUCAAGACAAUUCAUCGUAAGAGAAUGCCUGUGAGAGAGCUUAGAGCGGGCCAGACGGCAUCAUUUGCAUUGAAAAAGGUUUGUUCUGUAUUCACCAUAACAUAUAAAUUUACCACUGAAGUAACGGCAUAAAGAUAAAGGUUAACGUCGGUAACUCGUAACAGUUAGGGAGCUCAAGCAACGACGACGGCGACAGCAACGAGAACGGCAAAAAACCAAUAGGUUUAGAUUGGCAAAAUCGCAAACUUUGCACGUGCAUCACGCUCUUUUGUACAUUUUUUUGCCGUCGACGUGAAAAUGCGUAAUUUCACGUUUUGUCGAGGACGGGAACACAAAACAAUUUCCUUUCUCGUUUCCUCAACUUUGAUACAGUCCUUUAGAAUUCAACUCCAAAGAAAUUUGCUAACAUUUGACGAAUUAAACGGGAUGGAAUAAGCGCGAUUAAGUUUGAGGCAGCGCGAAUUCACUUUUUAAAGCUCUUGACAUCAUCGAGAUGACGAGAGGAGGACUGAAUUACCAAGUUACAAUUUAGCCAUUUCCACUUUUCACUUCAGAUCAAACGAUCACAGAUAAGAAAAGGAAUGGUAAUGGUUGACAAACAAGUCAAGCCCCAAGCAUGCUGGGAGUUCGAAGCCGAAGUUCUUGUACUUCACCAUCCGACGACCAUCAGUACAAAAUACCAGGCUAUGGGUUAGUAUGACUGAAAAUACAUGCAGGGUGCGUUCCAUUGGUCGAAUUCCCGAAUAAGAAUACGCCAAAGUUUUGCUGCAAAUCCCUUGUAUCGUGCUUAUUGAACGCCAAAAUUAGUGAUUUCAACAGUUAAUUCCAUGUAUUCUUAUUCUGGAAUACGGUCAAUCGAACACGCCCUAAUAGACUUGACAACACUGAUUAUCGAUUACAAAGUUCGCUUACUUCCAGAAAUAGCUGUGGCCUUUAGUUGAAGAUUACCAGGAUGUUCUGAAGCCUUUUACUCCUUGUCGCUCUAUAAACUUGAUCUGUGGUCAGAGGAAACCCACGCGUUCUUGUCACCUGAUCUUUUAUUGCCGAGUUCCUCUCUCGUUGAAUAAAACUCAGUUUGUCAACGCUGUGUACCCUUUAAAUGCAGACGUAAUUCUAGUUUUCUCUUCUUUUCGGACGGAGAGAAGCGACAGCCGAGAAUACGUCUGCAAUGUAGUGCAACUCUGUAAUAGGCACCUUUCGAUAUAUUAAAAUUCAGUAUAAUAGCGAGUGUUAGAGGACACAAACAAAGAAAAUGAAUAAACAUGAAUAAUCAUGGUUUAUUCAUUUCUUUGUUUCUGUCCUCUAAGACUCGCUAUCAUGCUGAAUUUUAAUAUAUCGAAAGGUGGCCUGUUGUCAUAUUCUGUGUGUUUUUUCGGUUUGAUAAAUGAAGCCGGUGCCCAUCUUAUUUUUCAGUACACUGUGGAAGCAUGCGACAAACAGCAACAAUAAUACACAUGGAUAAAGACCAUUUAAGGACGGGAGAUAAAGCGAUGGUUCGGUUCCGUUUCAUAAAACAACCGGAAUUUGUUAAACCGGAUACGCGGAUGAUAUUCAGAGAAGGGAGAACAAAGGCUGUGGGUACAAUCCAGCGGAUAGACCCUACGGUACAUCCUCCGCCUCUUGUUGGCGGGAAAAUCAAGCACCGCGGGCCCGGCAGAGGGUCUGCGCUAUCACGUGACAAAGGCAGAGAGGGGGCAAGUGCGCAAGCGUCAACGAGCUCGGAAAGAACAGGCAAAAAGUGAUUGGAAAAUACCCGCUUAUAUAAUAGAAGCUAUUCGUAAUUUCUCUAGGGUUUCUUAUUUCAGAUUUUAACGUGUAUUUGUUGCAUCGUCUAAUUAGGUCUUAUUUCGGGUUUUUAUUGCGUAUUUUAAAUUUUAAGUCGUUUGUAAGUGAAUAUUUUUCCUUGCGUUCUUAGCCCAGGUAAACGCGUCAGAAGACUUCAAGACUACACACUUAUAUGAGUAGCUAUUUGCAAUUUUUCAGUUAGUGGUUUGUUUCGCAUUUUAUCUCAGUUACGUGCUCGGAGUUUUAGUGACAUUGAUACUUUUACUGCAAGUUUCUAAAUUGCUUAUUUUAAUCCCAGAGCGUUUUCUAACAUUCAAUUUUUUCUCAGACUAGGCAGCCGCAUCUGAAACCUUCCACGACGUUUAAUUUAUUAACCGAGCGAAGUGUAGUUAAUACUUCGGGUAUAACUCUUGAGUUCGCUUAUAAAACAGCAAAAAUUAUUCCCUCUUUGUGUGGUGUCUUUACCGUUUUAAACUCUAUCUCUUUUUUAAAACCUAGGUUUCCAAAGAUUUAGGGAUAAUUUAAAGGGGUGAAGCAUUUUUAACGACGUGUCACUCAGAGUACUGUGAUGUUGUCAAUCUUUUAAUGUUUUUAAUACAGUGCAUUUUCAGCAGUUAAAAGGGAUGCGAAGUUUUUACCUAGGUAUGUGAAGGGGGUACCAUUAGCAGGGGCGGAUCCAGGAUUUUUUUUAGGAGGGGGUGCACUCGUCUCUUGCUCUACUUCAACACCACCCCCUGCACCCUCCCCCUAGAUCCGCCCCUGAUUAGUCAAAAAUGGUAUAUAAAAGG
Porites lobata is the source of this 11496-nucleotide messenger RNA. The record is from the annotation of a GenBank genome assembly. Lineage: Eukaryota; Metazoa; Cnidaria; Anthozoa; Scleractinia; Poritidae.